Molecule: messenger RNA, 8205 nt
Organism: Pleuronectes platessa (European plaice)
Lineage: Eukaryota; Metazoa; Chordata; Actinopteri; Pleuronectiformes; Pleuronectidae
Gene: iqsec1b
Product: IQ motif and Sec7 domain ArfGEF 1b
Exons: 15
Coding region: 703-4083 (1126 amino acids)
Biological process (GO): actin cytoskeleton organization; regulation of ARF protein signal transduction
Molecular function (GO): protein binding; guanyl-nucleotide exchange factor activity
Source: RefSeq, a predicted model, not a curated record
CAGGCACACACUCACACAGACUGCACAACGCCACCUCACAACCUUUCUUCCAUUUCAGCCUCAGAGCUCUCCUUGGCAGAGGUGAACACUCCAGCAGGAGGGCAGGGGGAUAUACAAGAAAGAGAAAGGCAGCCUUUAUUGCAGAUGCCAACGUCAACAGUGCCCAGAGCCAGCGUGUAGACAGAGGUGCUGCCUGUCCUUCAAUAGCCUCAGUGUGUGUUACCCACCACAGAAAAAGUGACGGCACAGGAGCUGGCAGGGGAAGAGCCAGGCAGGGUGGUGCCUAUGAGCCACACCAACCAGCACUAGCUCCACGUUACACUGGAUAUCCAACAGUGGGAGGGAGGAGAGUCAAGCUGCCAUCACCUGUUUGCACAGCUCUGUACAGUUUUAACUUUACAGCUCCAGGUCAGGUUAUACUUUGUCAAGACAGGCCUGGAGUCAGCUGUGCUUUAUUUCAGCUGCGGCACAACUAAGACCCUCUUGAUCUGUGGGACACCAGUACUCCUGCUGCCAUACGACCCAGUUUCCUCUGGAGGAAUCCCUCCCUCUUCCUGAGAACGCCCCUCCUAGCUGGGAUGAAAGAAGGCCAGAGUUGGAGAAGGGGUCCGAGCAGUAUGGUUAGUCUGUGAAAGCUACGUCUAGCCCAGGGAUGGCGUAGCAGAGAUCAGUGGGUCUGGUGUAGGGAGCUCAGAGGGCAACAUGUGGUGUCUGCAGUGUGCCUCUGACAGGAGUCCGUCCUUACUGGAGCUGGAAUCAGACGGCUGUGUGGAAGGUGAUGCUCCAGGCAGCGAGGUGGGUGCCUCUGUGGACCCCAGCAGCGGCUACAGUUGUGUCCCAGUGACCCACAGCGGCGGGCUCGGCCACGACCACCUGGACAGCCAAUUCUACGGGCACAUCUUGCUGCCCGGCCACCAGCGGCCCCGUCGACCCAAGCUUCAGCACUCCCAGUCCAUCCUCCGCAAGCAGGCAGAGGAGGAAGCAAUCAAGCGCUCCCGCUCGCUGACGGAGAGCUAUGAGCUCUCAUCAGACCUGCAGGACAAGCAGGUGGAGAUGCUAGAGCGUAAAUAUGGUGGGCGUUUCAUAACACGGCAUGCAGCCCGUACCAUCCAGACAGCCUUCCGCCAGUAUCAGAUGAACAAAAACUUUGAGCGUCUGCGAAGCUCUAUGUCUGAGAACCGUAUGUCCAGACGGAUCGUCCUAUCCAAUAUGAGAAUGCAGUUUUCCUUUGAAGGACCUGAAAAAGUCCACAGCUCCUACUUUGAGGGAAAGCAGGUCUCACUAACAGAUGACGGCACCAAAAUCGGUGCACUGGUGCAGUCAGAACAUGGUGGAGAGAUGGGGGUGCAGGCCAAGACCCCCACUACACAGAGUGACUUUACAGACGCUAUCACAGAACUAGAAGAUGCCUUCUCCAGACAGGUCAAAUCUCUAGCUGAGUCCAUAGAUGAUGCUCUAAACUGUCGCAGUCUGCAUGGCGAUGACAGCCACUCUGAGCCAGGGAGAGGUCACCAGGAUAUGAACAGAGAAGUCGUCUGCCAGGUGAAACCCUCCCACAAUGCCUCAGAUCACCGCAAAUUGGAUGAGAUGACGGCUUCCUACAGUGAUGUAACCCUUUACAUCGAUGAAGAGGAACUGUCACCACCCCUGCCUCUAUCUCAGUCUGUAGACCGACCCUCCAGCACAGAAUCAGACUUGCGUCACCGCUCUCUUAACUCCUCCCAGGAUUAUUGGUCUCUAGCUCAUAAAGAUGAUAAAGGGGACACUGACACCAGUUGCCGCAGUACACCUUCCUUGGAAUGCCAAGAGCAGCGUUUGCGGGUAGACCACCUACCCCUACUGACCAUUGAGCCUCCCAGCGACAGCUCGGUGGAACUGAGCGAUCGCUCUGAUCGCAGCUCUUUGAAAAGACAGAAUGCUUACGAGCGAAGCAUCAGCAACCAGCAGAGCCCCAAAAACAUCAGCCACGGUUUGCCGCCCCGUGGGCCUUCCAGAGAAGAGGACGCUUCCCGCCAUCGACCGCGACAACUGGAGGCUCACCUGGCCAUCAACGGAACUGCAAACCGUCAAAGCAAAUCAGAGUCUGAUUUCUCUGACGGGGACAACGAUAGCAUCAACAGCACGUCCAACUCCAACGACACCAUCAACUGUAGCUCUGAGUCCUCAUCCAGAGACAGCUUGAGGGAACAGACUCUCAGCAAGCAGACAUACCACAAAGAGACUCGCAACAGCUGGGACUCACCUGCUUUUAGCAAUGACAUCAUCCGUAAAAGACACUACCGCAUUGGCCUCAACCUCUUCAACAAGAAACCAGAAAAAGGCAUCCAGUAUCUGAUAGAGCGAAACUUUGUCCCAGACACUCCUGUGGGUGUGGCCCACUUCCUGCUUCAGAGGAAGGGCCUGAGUAGGCAGAUGAUUGGCGAGUUCCUGGGUAAUAGACAGAAGCAGUUCAACCGAGACGUCCUAGAUUGUGUGGUGGAUGAAAUGGACUUCUCAGCUAUGGAGCUGGACGAAGCGCUCAGGAAAUUCCAGGCUCACAUCAGAGUCCAGGGAGAAGCGCAGAAGGUCGAGCGGCUGAUCGAGGCCUACAGCCAGCGCUACUGUAUCUGCAACCCUGGUGUGGUGCGACAGUUCAGGAACCCCGACACCAUCUUCAUCCUGGCCUUCGCCAUCAUCCUCCUCAACACGGACAUGUACAGCCCCAACGUCAAGCCUGAGAGGAAGAUGAAGCUGGAGGACUUUGUUAAAAACCUUAGAGGGGUGGAUGACGGGGAGGACAUCCCCCGAGAGAUGCUCGUAGGAAUAUAUGAGCGGAUUCGCAAGCGGGAGCUCAAGACUAAUGAAGACCAUGUGUCUCAGGUUCAAAAAGUGGAAAAACUCAUUGUAGGGAAAAAGCCGAUUGGCUCUUUACAUCAUGGUUUGGGCUGUGUGCUGUCCCUACCCCACCGGAGACUGGUGUGUUACUGCCGACUGUUUGAAGUGCCCGACCCCAACAAACCACAAAAGUUGGGCCUGCACCAAAGGGAGAUCUUCCUCUUUAAUGACCUCCUAGUGGUGACUAAAAUCUUCCAGAAGAAGAAGAACUCAGUGACGUACAGCUUCCGGCAGUCUUUCUCACUUUAUGGCAUGCAGGUGCAGCUCUUUGAGAACCAGUAUUAUCCCAAUGGAGUUCGCCUGACCUCGGCCGUCCCCGGAGCUGACAUCAAAGUCCUCAUCAACUUCAACGCGCCCAAUCCUCAGGACCGCAAAAAGUUUACCGAUGAUGUGCGAGAAUCGAUUGCUGAAGUCCAAGAGAUGGAGAAGUAUCGGAUAGAAUCUGAGCUUGAAAAACAGAAGGGCGUGGUGAGGCCAAGCAUGUCCCAGAGUUCGGGGAUGAAGAAGGAAACAGGAAACGGCAACCUGGGUCGAGUGAGCCUCGACGACAGCUACGCCAUCGGUGAAGGCUUGAAGAGGAGCGCCCUCAGCAGCUCCCUGCGUGACCUCUCCGAUGCAGGCAAGCGUGGGAGACGCAGCAGUGCAGGAUCACUAGACAGCACUAUGGAAGGGUCCAUCAUUAGCAGCCCUCACAUGCGGCGGAGAGCCCCCUCCAGCCGAGACUGCCCGUCUCGCCACAGUGGCCAGUCGCUGCCCAACUCCUCGUCUCUGCUUGGAUCUUUGUUUGGCACGAGGCGCGUGAAGUCGCCCAGCCCCACCCCUCAGCCCCUGCACCCCACCCUCAUCUCCCACACCCCGCACCCCACCAACCUGCACCACACGGCCCGCGUCGAGGCCGACAUGCCGGGCCCAUUGCACCCACACCACGCCCAAUUCUGCCACAUCACCCAGAACCCCCCGCCUUACAAUCACCACCACCACUACCACCCGCCAGCCCACUUGCAGCACCCUCCGCACCAGUUCCACCCGGCCCCGUCUCACGGCCAGCAGCCGCCGUAUCCGCCUCACGCGCAGCACGGCCACGGGAGCCACCCAGCGCACCCUACCCACCCUGCCCACGGCCCCCACCAUCACGGCCCACCCCCACCAGCCUCCCAGGCCCCCAGCAGCACCAAGCCCAAGCACAGCGGCAUCAGUACAGUUGUGUAAGGCGCAGGGGGCGGGGGCUCACUCUGGGCUCUCUGACUGAACUUUAAUUUGUCCUCCAAGGCUCUCGGCUGAUGAGACGGUUCUCACUGUGCAUCACUGGUCUGGGGAUGUAAAGCCAGACAACAUCCUGCGUCUCCUUCAGCAUUUUUCGUCACGCUCAUCACUGGGACAGUUUAUUCAUCACAUUUGUUUUGUCUCAUUCCUUCCGUUUCAUUUCAAGUAAAUCACGUCUGUCUGUUUCGACAGCAGCAGACAACAAUGCAAGAGCAUGCACAAAGACCACAAGUCCUUUUCCAUCACAAUUAAUCUCAGAACAUGAUCAAAUAUCUCACUUACUAGUAUUUUACACAAGAAAUCAAUAUUGUCUACAAAGUGAUUUUAUCUCUCUUGUCAGGGUGGUUUGUCUGAACACAGACAGACAGACAGACAGACAGACAGACAGACGGUGGGUCAGCCUCAGCAGUAGCUGUACGAGUAUUUAAUGUAGCCGUAGCUCACAGUGCACUGUGAUAUCUCUGUUAGCAGUGAUAAAUGUGCCAAUUAUUGAAGCAUUUACUAAUUUAGUCUCAAAAAAACGCUUUAUGUAUAUUGUGCAUAGUAUUUUGUAAAAUAAUAAUAUCAGCUGUUAUUAUAAUUAUAGCUAUUAUUACGGAAAACAAAUGGCAUCAAUUAAAACUCUCAGUAUUACACUCGCACAUAGGGGGCGUAGUCUCACACUUCUGAAAUCAAUCAGUUCGAUAAUUCAGUAAUCCACCACUGGAACACUAGUGGAAAUGGUUGCCUUUGAGUUCGAACUUGGGAUUGUUGACGGCCAGUGCUCACCCGCCUGCGUACAGUCUCAUCCUCAUCCAUGCACCUCAUUGGUUCAUUGGAGUCCUGUUUCCCGCUCUGGAAACAGGAAGCCACAGCGAGCUGCUGAGAAAACAGAUUCACCUGAAUGUCCGACCUCCAGUACCGGCUGCUUGUGCGCCGUCAUUUUAUUUUUUUAACUAUUUUUUAAGAGUCCGAUAUAAAAAUACGAAAUGCUCUAUAUUUUCUGUUCUACCCCGACCUGGUAGGAUUCUUCAAGUAUGCUCGGCAGGAGGAGUUUUUUUUAUGAAGUCUGUGUAGCAGGGAAACAGCAACAUGACUGUCCAAGUGUCUCUCCUGAUGUGGAAGCUCUCAGCUGGCUGAGUGUGCCCUGUCCGUCUUUAGUUCCACUGUGCUUCUCCUGAGCAGCCAGCGCGGCGUCCAUCGCUGUUUACUCCCUCCAUCGGACUUUUCCUCCGAGUCAUGCGGAUGCCACAGAAAUCAAUAAUUAUCACUCUGUGAUGGCGGCAGCUCUCUUACGCUUCACUCAACGCAAAUAGCAGUUUUAUAUCAAUCAUGUUUCUGACAUAUUAUGGGAUGGCUGGUCGUACCUCCCAGGGUUCCUGUGCACGGUAUCUGUUGUGUGUGUGCAGGGUGGAGGCAGAGGGCCGGUGUCGUAGAGCAUAUUUUUCUGUUGACAGUGACGCAGACAGCACUUGUUUUGAUUAGUUGAUAUCAAUGGCAGAAGCUAGUCUGUAUCUGCUUAAAGACUACGAGAUGGGUGCUUUUAUUUGUGCAAUAUGUAUUUACUUUUUAUGUCUCUGAGCGAUUGCAAACUGGUGGUUGUUCCGUUUUGUUUAGUUCUGUUAGUUUUGUCGUUUUACCCCCGCAGUCCUUUGUCAUUUCUCCCAUCUGUGUCUCAGCGAAGUGCAAGUGUCCACACUGAUCUGAAACCACUGGACCCUCCACACGGAAAAAGAAUGUCAAACAAAGUAACUGCAUGUAACAAUGUACUUUUGAGGCAAUUUUCUGACUGUUGUGUAUUCCCAAACUAUAUCAGAGUUGACAGUUGUGAAAAAGGAAUGGUAGAGUAGUUAUGGCUUCUUCGAUUACAGUUAACAGAAGUCAACGUAUUUGUGUCCCUUAUGGAGGAAAACUGACCCUGUAUUAGCUCCUAAUCCACAAAGAGCAGUUUCAUAGAUCUGAGUGUACAACAGCAGUCAGAGCUGGAACGUUCUUUGCCAACAGAAAUUUGUGUUAUCCUUUAUACAGCCGGUGUGGUGACAGAUGUGCUCGGCCAUCUGGGAAUCAGAGAGAUAAUUGACCGACAGCAGACAGUGUAACAAAAUUAACUCUCUUAUCGUUAUAUUUAUCAUCUGUCUCUGUCAAUUGCUCUCCCAUUACUGUUCUGCGUUCUUUAAGAGGCCCACAUCUUUCCCCAAGCUUUCCAAGGUACCACCUUCCAAUAACCCUUCAUAAUCCAUUUGAAAAAUUGUAUCUAAUCUAAUUAAUCUGUUAAUUUAUUUCACUGUCAAUGUUGAUCGUAGUUAAAAAACCUUUUACUGCUGCUUCCUACAUUUACAAUAAGCCCUUUACAAAAACACAUUUUUGUUCCCAAACAAAACUCUGUGAACUGUUAUUUAUCCUCCAACAAAUGUUAGUAAGUCACCUACCAUUUUAGAUUUUAACCUCAAAUAAUGCAUCAAGUCUCCAGUUGAAAAUGUAUGAGAUUUUAGAUAGGGAUCUUCAGCUGUAUUCCUGAAGUUAAAAGUGUCCUGUGGAGUUUUUGACUAUAACUUAGUUAACUAUAACUAACUCUUAGCACUCUGGCGCAAUGUUUAUACAAGUGAGUCACCCGUUUUGUUUCUGCAGGGCAAGGUUUCCUGCAAAUCUCACAGUUAAGUUUUGUCUAUUUACUGACACUGGCUGUUGUUAAGGCGUUCCUCUACUCACUAAACAUCACAUGUUGGGAUGCUUGAGGAUCUGAGUGGAGUUCCACUUCUGAAAAGCAAUUCUUGGAUAACACUGUGUCAUAACCUGGUGUGUUACUGAACUAUAAAGUAUUUGUAUUUAGUUGCCAUCAAAGAAAUUAUUGGUUACAGCUUAUGUAUUCUUUAUAAAUGGUGUUAUAAAAAGUGGUACCAUUUUCAGAAUAUAUAUCACGCUCUAAUUUUUAUUUUGCAGUACUUCAUGUAUCUGUGAUGCAUCAAAUAUAACUCGUUACUCAUAUUUUUAAUUCAAUGCAGUCAGGAAAGUGCCAGUGUUACAUGGUCAUUACAUUUUGAAGAAGUUUUAUACCAAAUAAAUUCGGGACCAAAUUGAAUCGACCGACCACAACGCUUCAUUUGACAAAUUCUGUCAUCAGAGCAUCAUCUGAUUAUCACUGACUAGUGUUUAUUUAGUAAUGGUGCACACACGAGCCAAGAAGGAAGCUAUAGCUUUAUUAAAUAUUGAUAGCCUAGUUCUCCAGAUGACGUCUCAUCGAAGUGUUCUCAGCAACGACCCUUCAGUCCCCUGGAAAACUGAUCUAUUGUCAAACCUGUCCAGAGUCUGUGUGAGCUGCUUUGUUGCAUGCCAUUGAUGCCUACCAUUUCUUUCUUUCUCUUCUUUCCUUUUUUAUUGUUGUUCUCUCCAGCAGCGGCUUGACUAGACCUGAAACUCUCAUCGUAUAGUUUGAUUUCUCUGUCUGAUGCUUGUUUACAUUUAGAAGAGCCCUGGCCUGCUGGUGUGUCUUUUCAUCACAAGUCGUGUCAUUCUACCCCGGCAUGCAUCUCACCUCUGUUCCCACUGUACAGUAUAAAGACGUGGCAGUGCGCUGCUGCUGCUGAGUGUAAAUAACAAAAUCCAUGUUGGGAAACCUAAUGUAACUAGAUGAAGUAAAGAGGGUUUGACAGGGAGGGGACAUUUAAAAGUGGGUGGGAAGUAAAGAAUGAGAAACCAUAUGUAAAUAGUCUGUAAAUUAUUAUCAUUAUUAUUAAUAUUAUUACUACUACUACUCAAUGUCUGCAGUUACAUUGAAGGUGCAUUCCUGCUCCCCUCUGAUAUUUACAUAAUCAUCAAACUGCUUCUCUCUGCCUCCGACAGGACUGAAUUAUCAUAGGAUCUAGAGAUGAACAGCCAACUGUUACACAGUUAAACGCCGCUUCUCACUUAUUCCCUGAGAUGCCCCUGUUGUCUCACACUCACAGCCCACUUUUCAAGUCAAAGGGAAGGGAGGAGUGCUCUUAUUUUAUUAUGCAUUCUGUUUCUAAGUAGACAAAACCCUAUUGAUGUAAAACUAGUACUGUGACGAUGUUGAGAACGCGAAAUAAAACGAUAUACUGUAAAACCUGA